Molecule: messenger RNA, 832 nt
Organism: Aricia agestis (brown argus)
Lineage: Eukaryota; Metazoa; Arthropoda; Insecta; Lepidoptera; Lycaenidae
Product: MARVEL domain-containing protein 1-like
Exons: 4
Coding region: 211-756 (181 amino acids)
Cellular component (GO): membrane
Source: RefSeq, a predicted model, not a curated record
AUCCUUGCGGAUUGGAAAUACGGAAAAAAUUACAAAUGUCAAAGAUUGUGUGUUUUCCAAGUUUUCUAAAAGUAAAUUUACUUUAAUUUAUAAUAAAAGAAUAGUUUCAGUAAAGUGUUAGAAGCUAUAAAAGAUCCGAGAAGAGAAAAACCACGGGAUUAUAAACUGGUUAAUAAGUUUUUGGUGCUAAGACUUAAAGUAAGAUAAAAAAUGGCGGAAGCAGGUUUCCCAGGUCAACACACUACAACAACAACCAUAACGUCGAGCACUACUGUGCAGACCAACAUACGAUUUGACUCCUCCUACAUGCAGACACUACCUGGCAUCUUGAAGGUUAUACAGGUGGGAGCCAGCCUCCUCGGGUUCAUCUCGGCCCUCUGCUCCAGCUUCAGCCACCUGAGCAAGUCGCAGUACUUCAUGUGGAUUUCCAUGAUAGCGUUCUGGUACACGGGCAUCCUGCUCGGCUUCUACCUGUUCCACAUUGUGGAGAAAUUCUACAAGAUCCCGUGGCUGAAGAUGGAGAUGUGCUUCACGUGCCUGUGGGCGCCGCUGUACCUGCUGGCCGCGAUCCUGGCCAUCACCGUUGAGGACAGUGCUCAUUACGCUGCUGCGUUCUUCGGUUUCUGCGCGACGGCGGCGUACGCGCUCGACGCGUUCCUCAAGUGGCGGGGCGUGCGCGCGGGCGGGCUGGCGCAGGGCACGCGCGUCGUCUCCAAGCAGACCACCAGCGUCGCGCCGCCCAGGGAGGGAUACUAAGUCACUACUGAAGAUGACGACGAUCUGAGAAGUUGAUUCCUAGGCAGAUGGGGGACCUACGUAGUUACGUCAAACC